This is a messenger RNA of Juglans regia (Persian walnut), 1677 nucleotides long. Its product is annotated as 3-oxoacyl-[acyl-carrier-protein] synthase II, chloroplastic-like. Gene Ontology annotation, biological process: fatty acid biosynthetic process. Gene Ontology annotation, molecular function: 3-oxoacyl-[acyl-carrier-protein] synthase activity. Gene Ontology annotation, cellular component: chloroplast stroma. Bases 382 to 1677 code for a protein of 431 amino acids. NCBI's taxonomy places the organism in Eukaryota, Viridiplantae, Streptophyta, Magnoliopsida, Fagales, Juglandaceae. The transcript is spliced from 9 exons. The record is from RefSeq and is a predicted model, not a curated record.
AGACCGAGAGAGAGAGAGAGAGAGAGAGAGAUUGGCAGCCUCUUCUGAGGAGUGAGGACUGCGGACUGCGGACUGCGGAGGACUCAGAUUGCCCAAAACUUGGCGCCUCAAAGCUUUUCCCAAUCCAAACACCCGACAAAAAACCGAAUGCAACUUUUCCCUUCUUUCUUUCUCACCCUUUGUUCACCAGUGCUACCACUUCUAUCUCUAUGCCUUCCUCAUUUACAUCUCAACCAUCCAUGAACACCUUCAUCUUCUUCCUCGCCUAGAUUAACAUAAUCAAACCCAAGUUCAUUUCUUUCCAUCUGGAUUUUCGAUUUCAUCUUCUGGGGUCUUCUUCGUUUUUUUUUGUCGUCGUCUUCUUCUUCUUGUACGUCUGUCAUGGAUGCGUCGUGUGUGACAUCUCCGCUUUGCACGUGGUUGGUCGCUACUUGCAUGUCGGUCACGUGCGGCGCAGACCACUCCGCGUGCCCGUCCAUGUUCGGUUCCAGCAAGAGACAGAGCAAAUGGGCUCGCGGCAGGAGGAGGGUCUUGUCCAAAUGCAGCUCCGAACCUCGGACGGGCUCGAUUUCCUCCCCGUGUGGAUCGAGCAUUCAGGGCCUUAUGAGCUCCUGCCUCGCUUUCGAACCCUGCCAUGAGUACUAUAGCUCCAAGGGCCUUUCUUCUUUGGGAUUUUACUCUCUUUUCGGAUCCAAGAAUGUUCAUCUGAAUCGUAGACAGAGGAGUUUGAAUCGACCACCCCAUUCCGGGGAAGCCAUGGCUGUAGCUGUGCAACCUGCAAAGGAAGUUGCAACAAGAAAUAAACCUCUCACAAAGCAAAGGCGAGUGGUUGUGACAGGGAUGGGUGUGGUGACCCCACUUGGUCAUGAACCAGAUGUCUUCUACAAUAAUUUGCUUGAGGGUGUCAGUGGUAUAAGUGAGAUUGAGGCUUUUGAUUGUGCCCAAUUUCCAACGAGAAUUGCUGGAGAGAUCAAGUCUUUUUCUACUGAUGGAUGGGUUGUGCCCAAACUUUCCAAGAGGAUGGACAAAUUCAUGCUUUACUUGCUUACUGCUGGCAAAAAAGCCUUGGCAGAUGGUGGAAUUACAGAAGAUGUAAUGAAUGAUUUAGAUAAAGCAAAAUGUGGAGUUUUGAUUGGCUCGGCAAUGGGUGGAAUGAAGGUUUUUAAUGAUGCAAUUGAAGCUUUAAGAGUUUCAUACAAGAAGAUGAAUCCUUUCUGCGUACCUUUUGCAACUACAAAUAUGGGUUCUGCCAUGCUUGCAAUGGAUCUGGGAUGGAUGGGCCCAAACUAUUCUAUCUCUACUGCUUGUGCUACAAGCAACUUUUGUAUAUUGAAUGCAGCAAACCAUAUAACUAGAGGUGAAGCUGAUGUGAUGCUUUGUGGUGGCUCAGACGCGGCAAUCAUACCUAUUGGCUUGGGAGGUUUUGUAGCUUGCAGAGCACUUUCCCAGAGGAACACUGAUCCUACAAAAGCUUCACGCCCUUGGGAUAUUAAUCGUGAUGGAUUUGUUAUGGGGGAAGGAGCUGGGGUUUUGCUCCUUGAAGAAUUAGAGCAUGCUAAGAGAAGAGGUGCAAAUAUCUAUGCCGAAUUUCUAGGUGGAAGCUUCACUUGUGAUGCUUAUCACAUGACUGAGCCACACCCUGAUGGUAAUGCACCUUCUCUUUGGUUCUUAUUAUGA